This is a messenger RNA of Hemiscyllium ocellatum (epaulette shark), 1419 nucleotides long. RefSeq names its product cms1 ribosomal small subunit homolog (gene cmss1). Bases 474 to 1304 code for a protein of 276 amino acids. Lineage: Eukaryota; Metazoa; Chordata; Chondrichthyes; Orectolobiformes; Hemiscylliidae. The transcript has 10 exons. The record is from RefSeq and is a predicted model, not a curated record. Gene Ontology annotation, cellular component: 90S preribosome; nucleus.
CUGAGAACGACCUAGCUCUCAAUGCCAGCAAAACAAAGGAACACAUUAUUUACUUUUGGCGGGAUGUUACUCAUAUCCCCCCCUACACAUUAACAGCACAGAGGUGGAACAACUGGGGACUGUCAAGCUCCUGGGCGUGCUUAUCCACAACAAGCUUUCUUGGACUCUUCAUGUGGACACACUGUUUACAAAGGCCCAACAAUGUCUCCUCUUCCUCAGGCAGCUGAAGAAAUUUGGCAUGAAAGCGAAUACCCUUGCCAACUUUUAGAGGUGCGCUAUUGAGAACCUUCUGUCUGGAUAUAUCACUACCUGGUAUGGCAACUGUAUCAUUCAAGGUCGGAGCCAGUUACAGAGAGUGGUGAACUUUGCCUUUACAAUCACAAGGGCCAACCUUCCAUCUAUAGAAUCCAUCUACCAGGCCCGCUGUUAAGAAAAGGCCGUCAGCAUUGUUAAAGAUCCAUCCCACCCUGGCAAUGUUUUUCUACAACCCCUACCAUCGGGGAGAAGACAGAUCCAUGGAGAUGAGUCAGGAUCCACCUGAGCAGAACAUCAAGAUGAAAAGGAAGAAAGGAGAUGAGCCUGUAGAGCACGUCACAGUAAAGAAAAGAAAAAAGGUAACAGAAUAUUUUGUAGACACAGAAGUGGAGGAAAAAAUUGAAGCAUGUUCACUCAAGAUAAGAAAGCGAAGAAAGAAAAUCUCUGACAUUGUACUGAGCUCAGCUCCGAAACCUGCAACCCCAGCUGAUUUGCAGAAUAUGAUUGCUCAAUAUUUCAAAAAUGAUCGCUCUGUAAUAGAACUCGAGGAACUGAAGCUACCAGAUUCUUGUUUUCUUCAAAGCAAUGACCUCACUCACACCCUGUCCUCCUAUCUGAAACAAGUUUGUCCCAAGUGGGUGAAGCUGUGUAAGAAUCACACAGAGAAGAAGUCUGCGCUGAUGUUGAUAAUAUGCAGCUCUGCUCUCCGAGCUCUUGAAAUGAUCAGAACGAUAACAGCUUUUAAAGGUGACUGUAAGACUCUAAAAUUGUUUGCAAAGCAUAUUAAGGUAGACGACCAGAUAAAAUGGCUUGCCAAGGGGGUGGUACACCUUGGUGUAGGAACACCAGGACGGAUUAGAAGUCUCAUCGAGCAAGAUGGACUCAGUAUACAGUCUCUGAAGUAUGUAAUCCUUGAUUGGAAUUGGCGUGAUCAGAAGCUUAGAAGAUUAAUGGAUAUUCCAGAGGUGAAACAGGAAACAUUGAAGCUACUGGAAACAAGUAUCAUACCUGCCUGUAAAAGUGGAUCUGUAAAACUGGGUCUCUAUUAAGACCAGUUAUUCCAUGCCAAAAAUCAACCCUAUUUGUUGGUUCCCUCCUUUGUGAAAGCAGACAGGAUUUUUUGUUAUUAUAAGUUGCAUGCUUAUUCCUGAAUUUAAUAAAAUG